UUCUCUCUCUCUCUCUCUCUCUCUCUCUCUCUCAUUCUUCCAUCUCUUCUUCUACAACUUCUCAAGCCCUCUCUUUUAUUUACUCAAGUCUUUGUAUUCUACAUGCACUAACCAUUUAACCAUUUUUAAGCCUCGUUUCUCGGUAGAAAAAGAUUCUCUCUGCCCCUUUUUUUUGGACGACUUUGAAUAUACACGGCUGAUCCUUUUCAAUUACCCAAACGGGAGAAUCAGUCCUGCUGUACCAGAUACUUCUUCUUCUUCUUUCUUCUUUACGAUGCCACUUGUUUGCUGCUUUUUAUGUAGUUUUUAGAAGGGAAGGAAGAAACUAUGAAGGCAAAAUUGGUGGUGUUCCCAAUCAGAGGGAGGAGUUGGUGCUUCAGCAGAUCCAUAGAUCAGGCUACUUCUCAAUCUGCCUCUGUUAAUGUCCCCUCCACGGUUACUGACCUAUGGAAGAAGAUUUCCUCUGAUUCUAAGCCCAUUAAUGCCAAUGCUGAGCUACUCGUGGAUUUCAUCUCCAACAAGAUGAAUAACGCAUGGAUGGGUCUGGAGAACGCGCCUGAGGGGACUUUGAAGAAUAAGAUUCAUGGGUUGGGAUUGCGGCUUCUGGCACGGGUUAAGCCUUCUGAGAUUUUCUUGAAAUCUAUAUCUAAGGAGGUUACUAAUGUCCAAGUUACUUACCCGUCAAGUUUAAAUGCACGGCUUGUUCGACGAAGAUUGAGGCACACUGCCAUGAGGGGAGCAAUUAUUCAUAGGAAAUAUCUUUACGGUUCUGUUUCAUUACUCCCGUUGACAUCUGCAUUGACUGUUUUACCUCUUCCUAAUGUACCAUUCUUUUGGGUCCUAUUUCGUACUUACUCACACUGGCGAGCUCUCCAGGGAAGUGAGAAGCUCGUACAGCUACUUUCACAUGAAUUACAGGCUCAAAACUCGAAAACUUCCAACGGGAAUGAGAGUGUCAAUCAGCAUGAUGACUCUGAGCACGGAAUCAACAAUUCUCAAGUUUCCAUAUGUGUGUUGCAGCCAUCAAAAGAACUUGAAAAACUGACUCGUCAUGGGGCGGAAAAUGGUGGCCUUAGCGAAUGCGCUAUUUCAAAAAUCUGCAAGACCUUUCAUCUGAACAAGAUUGAGGUUUUAAAGUACAGGGAUUCACUGUAAUUGCAACUUUUUCACUUUCAAUGUAACAUAGACAGGUUUUUUCCGGAGGAAAUGAAACAAGUUUCUACACGAAGUCACUGUGACUUUUGUUUUUGUUCAUCGUUAGGUCAUUAAACACGGAUUUUGGUAUAUGUUUAAUGAAUCAACUGUAAAGAUGGUGCUAAGCCAGUUUUUAUUUAAAAAGAAGAUGGUCCUAACCAGGUGCCAUUAGACUACACUUGGAACUGAAUAUUACUGGGAGAAACUGUGGUUGCUAUCACAUGAAGUGAAGAAACUGUAGUUGGGAUCUUCAGCCAAAGCCGGGGUUAAUACUACUGCAAAUGAAUUGUUUGUCUUGUUUUCACUACCCUACGAAGGAAAAGGAGAGUUGAGUCUUAGCCAUUCUUUGUGAUCUAUACUUGUCUGUCUUGUUGAGCACCUAGUGCCCUAAAUGUUGGAUGUUGAUAUUCAAAUACUCAAUUAAGCUAUACAAAUUUUGUCUGACUACCA
This is a messenger RNA of Carica papaya (papaya), 1644 nucleotides long. Its product is annotated as K+-H+ exchange-like protein. NCBI's taxonomy places the organism in Eukaryota, Viridiplantae, Streptophyta, Magnoliopsida, Brassicales, Caricaceae. Gene Ontology annotation, biological process: potassium ion transport; proton transmembrane transport. The record is from RefSeq and is a predicted model, not a curated record. Gene Ontology annotation, cellular component: mitochondrial inner membrane.